AUGCUCCCAGGCAUUCGCCUGUUUCACGCACCUGGACUUCGGUGCUUUCGAUUGCAGGUCCGAACCAUGGCCAGCCUUCAGGAAUCCUUCACUGAAGCAGCCUCACAAGCGCAGCAGCACAAGGAGCCUGCGAAGCAUGACGUCAGCGGCGGCGGCGCGAGCGGGGACGCCGUGAGGCAGGCGCAAGCGAAAAAGAUGAGCGGCGGGGGGGAGGAAGCGCGUGCAGAGGGGGAGGAGUCGGAGGAGGUGCGCGGGGAGCUGGCGGAGGCGUACGAGAAGGAUAUGGACGAUUACGGGCAGGCAUACGCGACGCGGUCGUCGGACGAGGGUUUCGGGCAGAUCUACGGGGAACCAGUGACGCCCUUCGGCGUGCGUGGCAGGUAA
Closterium sp. Yama58-4 is the source of this 384-nucleotide messenger RNA. The record is from the annotation of a GenBank genome assembly. Lineage: Eukaryota; Viridiplantae; Streptophyta; Zygnematophyceae; Desmidiales; Closteriaceae.